UCUUCGACGCUGCAGCCUCCUGUGCUCCUCCCUCAACCGAUCUGUGUGAAGAUGGAGAACAUGCCAAUGCCAAAGACUAGGAAACCCAAUGCACAAUGGGAUGCAAAUGCCACAAAAAUUUUUAAUGAGAUAUGUGUGGAACAAGUCUUGGCAAAUAACAAACCACAAGGUUGUUUGAACAACAAAGGUUACGCCAACCUUAUUAGCCAAUUCAAUGAACGGACGGGUAGGAAUUACACCCGUGUUCAAAUGAAAAACCGAUGGGAUGCAUUGAAAGCUGAUUUUACCACAUGGAAGACACUACUUCUUAGUGCAUCUGGAUUGGGAAUAGACCCAAAGACCGGUACAAUUGCGGCUAGUGAUGAUUGGUGGGAAGAAAAAAUUAAUGUCAUGCCGUUGUGCAAAAAAUUUAGAUUUGCCCCUUUGGAUAACGAUGAAGAUGUUGAAAUUAUGUUUAGUGGUGCGUCCUACACCAAUACAAAUGCUGUGGCUCCAGGUGCAAGAGAGGGGUCAGCUGGUAAUGGUAAUGGUAAUGGAAAUGGAAAUUGUAAUGAUAAGGAUAAUGGUAGUGAUGAUGUCCAAGAGGUAUAUCCAAGUCCUGCUGAAAAACAACCUGUGAAAAGAGGUGCUGCUUAUAAAUCUCCAAAGAAGGGAAAGAAAAAUUUUAGAGAUAUGUAGUUCAAGCGUUUUGUGGAAUCAUUUGUGGAGAAAGCUAGUUCAAGCUUUGCAACUUCUUCACCCACUGAUCAUGUUAGGCAAGAGAUAGCAGAAAUGUUGCAAUUAGUCAUUGAAGCUGGGGCAUGUGAAGGAAGUGAUGAAUAUUUUUAUACCACGCAACUCCUCAUCAAAAAGGAAUCUAGAGAUGUGUUUGUCACUCUUAAAACCCCUGAAGGGAAGCUUGGAUGGCUUAAGAGGACUUGGGAGGAGAGGAAGAAACGCUAGAGAUUACUAGUGUAUUGUAUUUUUAAAUUAUCAUUUGUAUUGUACCUUUAAUUUAGUGUGUUGUAUGC
Molecule: messenger RNA, 1010 nt
Organism: Panicum hallii
Lineage: Eukaryota; Viridiplantae; Streptophyta; Magnoliopsida; Poales; Poaceae
Product: L10-interacting MYB domain-containing protein-like
Exons: 3
Coding region: 52-678 (208 amino acids)
Source: RefSeq, a predicted model, not a curated record